UUGCAAGAAUUUUACAAGAAAGAGCGGAAUCUACAAGAUUGAUCCGGACAAUCGAGGCAGUUUUAAUGUAUGGUGUGAUAUGAAGACAUCUGGAGGUGGUUGGACCGUGUUUCAACGUCAUCUUGAUGGUAGUGUUAAUUUCUACAGAGGAUGGCAAGAUUACAAAAAUGGCUUUGGAAAUCUAGCAUCAGAGUUUUGGCUUGGAUUAGAUAAAAUAAAUGGACUUACAUCUAGAACAAAGAAUAGGCUUCGCAUUGACAUGGAAGACUUUACAGGAAACACAGCAUACGCCGAAUAUGAUUUCUUUUCUGUUCCAAGUGAAAGGCAGAAAUACAAGUUGGCCCUUGGAACAUAUUCAGGAACAGCUGGUGAUUCGUUCACUUUCCAUAAAGGAAUGGCAUUUUCGACAAAAGAUUCUGACAACAAUAAAACCUCUAUGAAUUGUGCAAACGAGUAUAAUGGCGCAUGGUGGUAUAAAAAUUGUCAUGCUUCUAAUUUAAAUGGGAUUUAUCGUCAUGGUCAAGACUUCUCAUAUCUUGUUGGUAUCAAUUGGCAUGCGUGGAAAGGCUAUUUUUACUUCCUAAAAUCCACUUCCAUGAAAAAAGGACCUCGUAGUUUUUUUAUUAAGAAGUGAGAACUUUCAUUUAUUUUUUUCUUUUUUUCUGCUUUUAAAAAUUUAAUGCAUCUAUACAAAAUAGAACUAGAACUUACGCAUGAAAAAAUGCACAGAACUAAUUGAUGCGCAAAAUAUAUUCCGCUUGGAAGGUUUCAUUUUGAAUAUUAACCUUAUUAUCAAACUUAUAAUUAGUAGAGUGCCAUAUCUUACAAUCUUUGAAUGAAGGUUAUUAUAAAAACUAUUAAUUUAGUUGUUAAAAUUUGUAA
This is a messenger RNA of Xenia sp. Carnegie-2017, 882 nucleotides long. Its product is annotated as ficolin-2-like. Lineage: Eukaryota; Metazoa; Cnidaria; Anthozoa; Malacalcyonacea; Xeniidae. The record is from RefSeq and is a predicted model, not a curated record. The coding region runs from base 80 to 634 and encodes 184 amino acids. The transcript is spliced from 2 exons.